This is a messenger RNA of Purpureocillium takamizusanense, 2468 nucleotides long. Its product is annotated as Acid phosphatase. Bases 433 to 2256 code for a protein of 607 amino acids. The record is from RefSeq and is a predicted model, not a curated record. Gene Ontology annotation, molecular function: acid phosphatase activity. The transcript is spliced from 5 exons. NCBI's taxonomy places the organism in Eukaryota, Fungi, Ascomycota, Sordariomycetes, Hypocreales, Ophiocordycipitaceae.
CCGCACUUGGCGCGACCGCGUGUCCCACUUCAACCUCAUGCAUGUCGCAGACGCAAGGUGAAAGGAGGCCGGGCGCCUUGCACGGACGAGCACGACAGGACAAUCAUCCAAUCUCUCACGGCAUUGAAACAUCCAUCCACAUCGGGGUGCUGCACCUCUCAUUCGCAUCGGCCCUCGAACCACACCGACUGCACCCGCGGCACCUGCAUCGCCGCCCAUCUCCACGCCUCCAAAGCAGCCAACGCGUCCGCCGCGGAUACCGCAUCGCACCGCCCUCUCCGCACGGCAUACCAAGCUUGGCCAGUGAACGCACAGCCGAUCCAAGGUUCGACGACGGCUCAUGGGGCCGGUGAGCGAGGCGUCUGUCUUCGAUCGUUCCUCCUCUGCCACAGCCGCCUCGGCCAGUCCUGCCGCCGCCCGCCGGUCUGUGCCAUGGCCACGCCGGUCUUGUCCGGCCCCCGGUCCGCCUCCGGAGCUGUCCCCGGGCUCAAGCGCUCUGAUGCCGCCAGCUCGGCUGGCUACCAUGCCGUCCACCAGGAUGAUGAGAACGAAGGUUCCACCGAUGAGGGCCAAAGUGGCCAUGAUAUCACGGCCGCUUUUGCAACCCCCCAAUCUCGCUCCGAGCACCGUUUCAGGGUAGCCACCUACAUCUUAUCCAUCUGUCUCGUCAUCCUCGUCGGCUCCAACCUGUAUCUAUCUCUGCCGUAUGCGUUUCGUGGACAUGGGCCAUGCCCAUGUAUGCCGUCCAAGGUGCCUCAAUAUUUUCAGACGUCUCCAGAGCUCUGGCCGGGGCCCACGGCUACCGGGAAGCCGGCUUUCAUGGCUCAGACAAGGACUUUCAAUCCCACGGCAACCUACAUUCCGAAUGAGCCACUUCAAACUUCAAUACCUGUUGAGGGCAUGGUGCAAGGGAACCAGAGCAUCUUCAAAAUGAUGGGCUUCUUGUCUCCAUAUUCUCCAUCGCCUGGUUUCGGAGUUGGUGAGUUUCCGUUGCCUCCCGGCGCCGAAAUCGUGCAGGUCCAGAUGCUAUCACGCCAUGGAGCCCGGUAUCCCACGUCCGGGUCUGAUGUCGCCCGAUUCGGCGAGAAAUUUGCCAAUGCCACGGGAAAAGCUAAGCUCAAGGGACAGCUUGCGUUCUUGAACGAUUGGAAGUAUCAGCUUGGAUACGAGAUCCUGGUGCCAAAGGGCCGUGAGGAGCUGUUUGAGUCAGGAAUCCUUCACAGCUACAUGUAUGGCAGCCUGUACAACCCCAAGAGCAAAAUCAUUGUUAGGACAACGACUCAAGACCGGAUGCUUAAGUCGGCCGAGAACUGGAUGGCCGGCUUCUUUGGGCUUGAAUGGCCGAAUAACGCCACAAUCGAAGUAAUCAUCGAAAAGCCAGGAUUCAACAACUCGCUGGCCGGAUCGCUGAACUGCCCAAACGCAAACUCCAAAGGGCCAGGCAAUGAGGCACGUGCCAAAUGGAUUCACAUUUAUCUUCAAGAUGCAACUGCUCGCUUUCAAGCUCUGUCGGAGAAUUUCACAUGGACCGUGGACGACGUGUAUGCAGCGCAGACCAUGUGCCCGUAUGAGACCGUUGCGUAUGGGUUCAGCAAGUUUUGCGACCUUUUCACGUACGAGGAAUGGCAAGGAUUCAGCUAUUCCAUCGAUCUCUCCUUCUCCGCGUACAGCGCUUUUCACAGCCCUGCCGGGCGGGCAGUCGGCCUCGGCUAUCAACAGGAGGUCAUUGCGCGGCUGAAGAACCACACACUCGGCUACUCAGGGUCGCAGAUCAAUGUCACGCUCGAUAGCAGCACGGAGACAUUUCCACUGAACCAAAGCCUGUAUUUCGACUUUUCACACGACACCAACAUUGUCUCGGUCCUGACUGCCUUUGGUCUGAGGCAGUUUGCCGAAGAGCUUCCGGCGACGCGAAACCCCGGGCCGCACAAUUUUACCGUCUCCCACAUCACGCCGUUUGGAGCCCGUCUGGAUAUCGAGAUCAUCAAGACACCCCAACCACUAUCGCCCAACCGAGACGGCUACCUGCGUGGCGGUGAGACCAAGUAUAUUCACUUCAUUCUGAAUCAGCGUACUCUCCCCUUGGGCUACAGUUUCCCCGAGUGCGACGCAACCCGCAAGGACGGGUGGUGCGACUUGGGAACAUUCUUGAAGUUGCAAGAAAGUAUGGCUGCCAAGGCCAAUUUCGAGCAUGCGUGUUUUGGAGACUACCCCAAGGUGUCAUACGGCGACGUUACCGACGGAUCACCACCUUGAUUAAACAGCUCGGCAUAAGAAACAGGGACAGCACAUUAGUACGGCGAUGUUGGCAAACGAACAUCGUCGCUCGAGCCGACCAGCAAAGCGCUGGAUGAGACACCGGUGGCGAUAUGCUGCCAAUUUUAUGUGGAAGCCAUGUGAAGUGGGCCAAACUUGGCGGCUCGAAUGAAUUUGCCGGCGUGCUUUUUCCAGCUUCGCCCCUUGCGUGU